UGAUCAUUUUGGACAGGAGUUUGUUUGUUUACAAAUGGCGGAUGCAAGAAUUUUUAAAAAUUUGCUAUGAUAUAAAUUAGAUUCUAUCACAUUAUGAUGUGAAGUUGUUUGUUCUUCUGCAUUAUGCACAUGCUAUAUAUGUGAACAUUAAGAGAUAACAAAAUGCAGCGUAGAAAUCCAGGAGCAACUGCUGCAUUGCUACAAAGAGCCAACAGUCAGCUGAAGGGAGAAAAAAUUGAAAAGCCAGAGGAUGAACUUAAUGCCUACAUUAGUUCAUUAACACAGAAAACUUCCAAACAACAGAAGACUGUUAACUUUGAAGAUCUUGGUGAUAGUAUUUCCAUAUCAAGUGAUAUUGAAGAUGUGCGAAUUCAGGCAAAACCUGCCCCAGAAAUUUCUUCAGGUAGUAAAUUUUUGAAAAAGAAGCCAGGUGCAGUCGGAGAUGAGAAUGUAGAACCGGCAGGGAAUAAAUUUCUGAAGAAACCUCAGGUCUCGGCCACUUCUCCAUCUCCAGCUGUUAAAUCUCAGCCUGCUCAAAGGUAUGGUAGUCAGUCUGUUCAGAGUGCAGGGUCCAGUAGACCAGUCAGUCAACUUGGGUCAAGCAGACAAGCCUACAGUGCCCUGGAUAAGGCCUCGGCACUAACAGGCAAGAUUCAGCAGAGAGCAGCCACGCGCAAGACCUACACCCUUGAGUCUGACAGUGAUGAGAGUUUUAGUGCUGUAAAACUCUCCCGCUCUAUUGGAGACCAAUUAUCAGAUUCCCAUAAUUCUAAAUCAGAGAGCAUAAAAAUAGGUCGGGAUGGAGGCAAGUUUUUGAAGAAAGCCACUCCCAGUCAGGCCCCUCUUGCAUCAAUAGAACCACCUAGAGCUACCACAGCACAACAAAACCGAGGACUUUCACCAGCCAAACAAUCCUUAGAUAGUCAACCUCAGAAGAAAAAAGCAUCUCCAUUCCAACUGAAGAGUUCAUUGAAGUAUUCAACUGAUGUUGUAUUAACCUCUGAAGAGGAAAGUUUGGCUGAGUUUGUUGGUGGCCUUCCGUCCUCGUCUGAUAGCAUGGACAUUAAACCUAAGAGACAAUAUGGUAGACCAACAGGACGUCACACCCCGCAGUCACCACCUGCAAAAGUCAGCAAAGGCAGGCGUAGCCCAUCACCACCACCUCCUAAUAAAUCCUCAGGAAGACCUACAUCCUCCAAAAGUCAAGGUCGUUCUCCAUCUCCACAGAAUAAACCACCAGUCCUGCGUCGCACACCAUCUCCUAGUCCCCGCAACACUGAUAGAUUGUCACCCGGUCUUAGACGGCGAUCACCGUCCCCUAAACUUAAAAGGUCAUAUUCUGAUGACUCAAAUGUAGCUGAAUCUAUAAUUGAUGAAAUAGCUGAUGACUUUGGAAUCAAUGACACAAAUGGAAGUACCCCUAGGGUAAAACGAACAGUUGUGGUAAUGGAUUUAGAUGACCUUGGACCUGUAGAUGACGCCGAACCUCUGUCUAGACCAGAUACCCCAAUCUCUCGUAGCGAUUCCCCUUCUCCUGUUAGAUCUACCGCAAGAAAAACAAAGAAAGAAAAGAAAGGCAGGGGAAAUAAAUCUACAACAAAAUCAACCUCUGAAACGUCUCUGAAAGGUAAAAAGAAUAAUGAAUCCCCAUUCAGAGCAAAGGCGGACAAAGAAUCUUCUGUAUUUAAAGCCAGUAAUGAUAGGGACAAAUCUCCAUUUAAGGCCAGCUCGGGUGGGAAUGAUUCACCUUUUAAAGCUAGUAACAAAAGGAAUGAAUCUCCAUUCAAGGCAGCUAAUAAUGAAUCUCCAUUCAAAGCAAAGGCAGACAGUUCCCCAUUUAGAGCCAGCAAUGAGGGGUCUUUGUUUAAAGCUUCAAAUAAGAGCAGCUCUCCAUUUAAAGCUCGUAGCUCUGACAGGUCGGAUAUGUCAGAUACCAGCAGAACAAGUUCUCCAGUCAAGUCACGUGGGAAAAGCUCAAAAAAGGCACAGAAAAAGAAAAAAAGAGAGCGUUCAAAGGAAAGAUCGAAAGGUAAAAAGGCUUCAGGAAAUGACCUUUUUAGUUCAUUUGGAUUACAGACCAUAGAUGAUUUAAUGGGACAUUCUAUUAAAGAGAGCGAGUAUGACAGUGUAAGAAGCGAGGUAGAAGAAGUAAAUAGUGAAGUGUCUGAAGAGAUAAGAACAGAGAAACCUGGUGCAUACAGUUAUAGUCAGAAAUUCGAAGACACUGAAACUGAAAUUGCUACAGAUUAUGAAACUACUAAACCUUCUACAGUAAAUUAUACAGAAGAUUUUGAUAGUAUAUCUGAGAAGAUAGGUUACAGCAGUGACAGAGGACGAUCAUCAGCGUCAGAGGUGAGAACAAAAUACAGUGGUGAUGAGACAGUGAGAAGUGACUCGGAGUUCACAGAGAGCGACACAGAAACAGUGAUAUCUGAGUCUAAAUUUACAGAAGAUGAAGAUGAUAAAACAUACAGUGAGAGUUAUUCUGAGUAUUCUGAGGAUUUCACUAAAAGUUUGGUGCCAACUACUUCCCGUUCUGAUGUAACACCACGUCCAAGGCGCGGCAUGACCACAGCUGAGGCACAGACAGCUAUGGAUGGGAUUUUAUAUUCUUGGGACCCAACAGGCUCUGGACUGGCCUUUCAAGGUGUUCCACAUGGACUUCAUUUUGUUGAUCCUACUCCAAUAGCAACACAUGUUGUAUCAGCAGACGCUCUUGAAACUAUGACAGCAUAUAGCCCUGCCAUGAUUGCCCUACAUGAUAUGUUGAAAGCACAGAUGGAGAUGACAAAAGAAUUCCUAUCCUCACAGAAACAAAUGUAUGAGGACUUUACCAGAAAUAUUAAACCAACCUUCAAGUAUACAACUCUAGAAGAUACUAAAAAGUAUAUAAAGAAACACAGAAGAAAGAAACUAUCCUUCAAAGAAGCCCUGCAGUUAGUGGACCUUGAGAUGGCCAAAACUUAACACUGCACUGACCAGACAGUUUUUAAAAUGGAUUGUGUAUAGCUAACUGUGAUAAUGUUUUUAUGCCCCCGCCAUGUAAUGGCCGGGGCAUAUAGUGUUACCCUGUUCCGUCCUUCCGUCCUUCCGUCAUUCCGUCAUUCUGUCAUUCCGUCAUCAUCAGUUUCCGUUCAUUAUCUUAGUAACAGUUGCACACAUUCAACUCAAAUUUGACAUAUGGAUAUGUCAUGAGAAAAUACAGGUCAAGUUCGAAUUUGGUCAUGGUUCGAUGAUUUUUGGCAGAGUUAUGCCCCUUUUACUUUAAAAUAAAAUGAAAUUUUCAGUUUCCGUUCAUUAUCUCCCCAACGGUACAACACAUUCAACUCAAACUUCACAUAUGGAUACGUCAUGAAAAAAUACAGGUCAAGUUCGAAUUUGGUCAUGGUUCGAUGAUUUUUGGCAGAGUUAUGCCCCUUUCACUUUGAAAUAAUAUGAAAUUUUCAGUUUCCGUUCAUUAUCUCCCCAACAGUACAACACAUUCAACUCAAAUUUGACAUAUAGAUAUAUCAUGAAAAAAUACAGGUCA
Messenger RNA from Ruditapes philippinarum (Manila clam), 3529 nucleotides. Its product is annotated as serine/arginine repetitive matrix protein 2-like. NCBI's taxonomy places the organism in Eukaryota, Metazoa, Mollusca, Bivalvia, Venerida, Veneridae. The coding region runs from base 163 to 2967 and encodes 934 amino acids. The record is from RefSeq and is a predicted model, not a curated record. The transcript has 12 exons.